UUACCCCCCUGAGAACAACUCACACCCCGGCUGUAAACCCUCCUACCGGCACACACAUGGGCUGGCUUAUAUGCGGAAGUUUCAGUUCCGCACAGUCCAGUUCUUCGAAGCACAGAACCGACGGAGUAAAGUCACGCUUCUUUCUCUCUCAAACACCGAACCCGGCUUCACAAGGCAAGGUGCAUCAUGAGCAGCAACUACAGUGUCACCCUGCCUGGCCCUGGCCCCUGGGGCUUCAGACUGCAAGGAGGAAAGGACUUCUGUCUGCCCCUCACCAUCUCACGGCUGACUGAUGGAGGAAAGGCAGCCAAAGCCAAGAUUAGUGUUGGAGACAUCAUUUUGUCUAUUGAUGGCGUUUCCACAGAGAGCAUGAAUCACCUAGAGGCCCAGAACAAGAUAAAGGCCUGCACAGACCAUCUCAGUCUCACUCUGCAGAGACCUCCAGCUGCCCCUAAAGAUGGAGUGCCCAAGGAUGAACCUCAGGAAAUCAUUAAGCCUGUGCCAAUCACUCACCCCGCCCCGAGCACCGCAUACACAAAGCCACUCAGUCAGCCCAAUCCUGCAUACAACAAGACAGCUCGGCCUUUUGGGGGCGACAGCGGUGGGGUUACGGCUUCUUCCUCCCCGGCUGCUCCCAAAGUCGCCUCUAUUCCUUCUGAGUCAUCUGCUUUUACACCAGCUGCCCCCUCUCAACCACCGCAGCCUCCGUUUCUGCUGAAGUCGAGCCUACCUGCCUCAAACUCGGCUAUCAAACCCGGCCCCGGUCGCUCCGCCUUCACCUCCCCAUCUGCCUCAUCCUCCUCCUCUAACUCCUCCUCUCCAGCCAGAAUGACAGCCCCCUCAUCCCACCCUAAUGUCCCACAGCCCUCCGUCUAUAACACACCCAUCAACCUGUACUCCAAUGACAAUGCUUGUGAGGUGGCUAUGGGGCAGAGGCGAGGUCUGUUGGAGAGCCAGGGCCUGUCAGAGCACAUCAACGGGAAGCCUGGUAUGGAGCCUGAGAAUAAUGCAUCUCCACUGAACGAUGCCAGCAAGAAGCGUCUGAUUGAGGACACGGAGGACUGGCAUCCUCGAACAGGAACCGGCCAGUCCCGCUCCUUCCGGAUUCUGGCCCAGCUGACCGGCACUGAGAACGAGCAAAUUCCAGAGAACAGUGGAAAGAAUGAAUCACUUGACAAAACCACCCCCACUGUGUACACAUCGGCUGCAGCGAAACCAUUUGCCAAACCUGCAGCAGCACCCAGGAACGGCAGCGUCGCCCCUGCUUCCACAUUUCAGAGCCCUCCAGCCCCCAACAAAGCCGCCUCCCAGCCUGGAUUUCCAUCAGGUCUUCUCAAGGGUGGAGUAGGCCCCUCCUUUGGUAAAGUUGCCAGUCCUGCUUCCAGAGGCCCAGACCGCCCCACUCCUCAGCCACAUCCAGAGGACCUCAACUCUCUGGUGCAGCGAGCUGAGCACAUCCCAGCUGGUACUCGCACCCCGAUGUGCAACAAGUGCAACAAUGUCAUCAGGGGCCCAUUCCUCGUGGCCAUGGGCAUGUCAUGGCACCCCGAGGAAUUCAACUGUGCUCACUGCCACUCCUCUCUGGCAGACCGUGGAUUUGUGGAAGAGAAGGGCCAGGUGUACUGCGAGCGUUGCUACGAGCAGUUCUUCGCUCCCACCUGCGGCCGCUGCCAGCAGAAGAUUCUUGGGGAAGUCAUGAAUGCCCUGAAACAGACCUGGCACGUGUCCUGUUUCGUCUGCGUAGCCUGCCAGCAGCCAAUCAGAGGCAACAUGUUCCACAUGGAGGAUGGACAGCCAUACUGUGAAAAAGACUACUACAACCUGUUUGGGACCAACUGCCACGGCUGCGACUUCCCCAUCGAGGCAGGGGAUCAGUUCCUGGAGGCUCUGGGAUUCACCUGGCAUGACACCUGUUUUGUGUGUGCGGUCUGCUCUACUAACCUGGAAGGUCAGGCAUUCUUCUCCAAAAAAGACAAGCCUUUGUGCAAGAAACAUGCCCACACUGUCAACAUCUGACCUGCCUCUCUGAAUACAAACAAGACCAGGCAACCGUGUCUGUUUGCAGCGAUUUCUAUUUCAAUCAGAUGUUAAAUAUUUUCAGAAUUAAAAAAAGACCGAGUUUACCUGUUUGUGUAUUCUGUUAGAAUAUCAAAGAUUCAAUUGUAAGCUUAUAUUUGCUUUAGUAUAUUUGUUAUUUCAUAUCACUUCUCUUAGAAAAUAUGCAGGAGUUCAGUGGGUUUAUAAAACACAUGUUUGUGCUGGGUUUUUAAUUAUGCUUGAGAAGUGCUGAGCAUUUUUGUUCAACAAAAAGAAGAGAGUUUACUGCAGUGACCUACUGGGCCCCUUGGGGGUCACAUAUUAGAAAAGGAUAUAGACAAUGAAAGGUGUGCCAUGUAUUACUAAAGUGACUGCAAGGUUUAGAAAUUAGAAUUAUUUAAGUUUAAGGAGGAAACAUAUUUAUUUGUAAGCACGGAUCAUCAGUUAAUGUGUUCUGGCAACAAAAUGGUAAAUUUUUUUAUUCGUAUCAUACAUUUUUUUUUGUAUUGUUUAGAGCUAUGUAGUAUUUAAUCAUUCCUGCUCAAUGAAAGCACCAGUUAGUAACGUUUCUAAAAGUGUGCAAAUCUAACACUGUUUUGACAUGACUGCAUCCAGGGGUAUUUUUUAAAAGACUCUGUAAUGAUAAGACAGAUCAAGCAGUGACAUUUUUCUGUUUAUCUUCAUUUUCUAACAACAACAAUUCAGGAUCAAAAUGGUUAACCCUCGUGCUUCCAGUGAAAAUUCACAUGGAACUGUAUUCCAGGAGCUCCUCGCAAUAAAAUGCAUUGUUUUUA
Molecule: messenger RNA, 2831 nt
Organism: Amphiprion ocellaris (clown anemonefish)
Lineage: Eukaryota; Metazoa; Chordata; Actinopteri; Pomacentridae
Gene: pdlim5b
Product: PDZ and LIM domain 5b
Exons: 13
Coding region: 187-2016 (609 amino acids)
Biological process (GO): muscle structure development; heart development; actin cytoskeleton organization
Cellular component (GO): stress fiber; adherens junction; Z disc
Molecular function (GO): actin binding; muscle alpha-actinin binding
Source: RefSeq, a predicted model, not a curated record